GGCCCCCUUUGCGUUCUCUUUUAAACGCAACCCCUUUUUAGUAGAGCAACAAAAAUUCUUCACCGCUAAGCUACCUCACAAUGUUGCUAUCGUUCUAUAUAUACACAUAAUUUUACUCGAUUUAGACCAAACCCAGUUAAGAUUUCGAUUUAGGAGCGAAAAAUGGGAGGUGGGUUGUUGAAAAUGGGAACAGAUGGUGGUGAUGAGGGUGAAAUUGAUGGGGGUGUUCAGGGGAAUUUCUUCGGAUCGUUGCCGGAAGGGUUCGUAGCAAACGCGUUGUCACUGACGAGUCCUAGGGAUGUGUGUAGGUUAUCGUUGGUGUGUUCUGUUUUCCGGUCAGCGGCUGAAUGGGAUGCCGUGUGGGAGAAAUUCCUGCCGCCGAAUUACCAGAAUAUUUUGGCGGAGGCCGGUGAGGGUGGUGAUGGUGGUUUAGUAAGGUCUGGUUCGAAGAAAGCGUUAUAUCUGCGACUCUGCGAUCAUCCCGUCAUCAUCGAUGGUGGCAAUAAGAGCUUCUUUUUGGAUAAAUGGAGCGGGAAAAAAUGUUACAUGCUGGCUGCGCGAGACCUCUCGAUCGUUUGGGGCGACACCCCUCGUUAUUGGAGAUGGAUUUCCGUACCCAACUCAAGGUUUCGCGAGGUGGCUGAACUCAUCAGUGUGUGUUGGCUUGAAGUUCAUGGCAGAAUCAGCACUGCCAUGCUGUCGGCCAACACUUGCUACGUGGCUUACCUUGUGUACAAAUCUGCAUUGGGCGCUUACGGUUUCGAAUACCAACCAGCGGAAGUUUCUGUGGGGAUCAGUGGGGCCGAGAAUGAAACCAAGACCGUCUUUCUGGACCAGGAAGCCUGGCAGAGGCAAUCAUACGAGCGUGGGCUGCCAGGGAGACGAAUGGGCAUGUUUAACAGAGUAAGACGUCUGGGAAGUCUUCCGGCGGCAGCCACCAUGGUGAAUGGUCCGAAGAGGCGGCAAGAUGGGUGGCUGGAGAUUGAACUGGGAGAGUAUUGGAACCAGAAAGGGGAGGAAGGAGAAGUGGAGAUGAGCAUGACUGAGGUGAAAGGAGGGAAUUGGAAGGGUGGGCUCAUCAUUCAAGGAAUUGAGAUUAGGAUACGUCAUGAUAGAUAGAUACAGGGUUUUACCAUGACAAUAUGUGUGUUGUUUGUUCCGCUUACCUCUUACCUUCAGAUCCUACCUGUCACACUCUGGUUUUGUAUUUAAGAGUCGAUUAUCGUAAAACCAGUCGAUAAAGUUUAUAAAGGCUACAAAAUUUGUGUUGGUUUUCAUGAUCUUUUUUCGUUUUAACCCUCCGUUGACCGAUCGUAGGUGUUCAACAUGUUUCUGCUUGUUACUUCAAGUAGGAGGGAAUUUGGCUAGAGCAAAGAUGAAAGAAUUUAGGUCCAUCAGUGGAUCUGCAGAGGGAGUGAUAUGUAGUAGGUUUUGUUUGGUUUACGGUCGAUAUAGGUCCGUCAAAUAUACGGUUUACUUUGUUUUGCAUCCGUUAAAUACACUGGGUCGGGUUGGUUU
This is a messenger RNA of Cynara cardunculus var. scolymus (artichoke), 1518 nucleotides long. Its product is annotated as putative F-box protein PP2-B12. Gene Ontology annotation, molecular function: protein binding. The record is from RefSeq and is a predicted model, not a curated record. The transcript is spliced from 3 exons. The coding region runs from base 163 to 1119 and encodes 318 amino acids. NCBI's taxonomy places the organism in Eukaryota, Viridiplantae, Streptophyta, Magnoliopsida, Asterales, Asteraceae.